This is a messenger RNA of Perkinsus marinus ATCC 50983, 1353 nucleotides long. RefSeq lists its product as hypothetical. Lineage: Eukaryota; Perkinsozoa; Perkinsida; Perkinsidae. Gene Ontology annotation, biological process: DNA repair; telomere maintenance. The transcript is spliced from 12 exons. Bases 1 to 1353 code for a protein of 450 amino acids. The record is from RefSeq and is a predicted model, not a curated record. Gene Ontology annotation, molecular function: DNA helicase activity.
AUGGCUGUUACCAUAGAGCGCCAGCAGUCUGGCCGUGGCCCUCCUAAAGUGGAGAAGUUCUCGGAUGCCUCAGUCGCCAUACUUGUGGCUGAGAAGGUCUCCUCUGCCCGCAUCGAAUAUGGUCCAGUCCUCCAUCGUCUCAUUCGCCUCCUUAAGCCCGACUAUACAGCAGUAACGUCCUCCACAGGGCUCGCAGCCUCCCAUCUGGGCGGCCAGACCAUACACAGUUUUGCCGGUAUUGGUUCCGGCGCGCGAGAUGCACCCGCCCUGGCUCAGAAGAUCAAGCGGUCACCUGAGCUUCUCGGUCGUUGGAAACGGGUGAAGACUCUUAUCAUUGACGAGAUUUCCAUGCUCGAGGGGAGACUCUUCGACAAACUGGAGCAAAUCGCUCGGCUGGUACGCCAAGACAAUCGGCCCUUCGGAGGGAUACAGCUGGUGCUCACUGGAGACUUCCUGCAGUUACCUCCUGUCAGUCAGACCAUGCCCAAUGGGAAAAAGGAGGAACCCUCAUUCUGUUUUGAAGCCGCCUCCUGGAGGAAGUGCAUUCAUAAGACGAUGCUUUUGAGGGAGGUCAAGAGACAGGAGGGAGAUGCAACAUUCACGACGAUGCUGAAUCAGAUCCGUCGAGGUAUAUGUUCCCAAGAGACCCAAGAUAUCCUCUCCCUGGUUGCACAACGGAGGCACAAAGUGCUCACAGGGGGCGUGGUGGCAUCACAGCUACUGCCGACGAGGAGAGAAGUGGAUGCAAUCAAUGAGCGAGAGUUGGCACGAUUAUCCACACCGCCGAUUACCUUUACAGCUAUGGACACAGUUUAUGACUCUACCAGUCUGAACUUGGACGUCAUGUGUUCAGCCCGUGCCAAGGUGGUGCUUAAAGUCGGAGCUCAAGUUAUGUUGACAAAGACCCUCUCCCCUCAGAAGCGGCUUGUGAACGGAAGUCGUGGCAUCAUCGUUCGGUUCUCCGCUACCCCGUGUGGGAUAACGUUCAGCUUGGUCCUCCGGUUUCAGAUAACUAUCCCAUUAGAUGAGUGGGUCUUUUAUAACACAGCCUCUACUGGUGGACGAGCAGUCGAGCUUGGGCGGCGACGACAAAUCCCUCUGCAGCUUGCCUGGGCUAUAAGUAUCCACAAGAGUCAAGGUAUGACCUUGGACUGCGCCGUCAUCAAGCUCGAUACCAUUUUCGAAUACGGUCAGGCCUACGUGGCGCUCUCUCGGUGCAGGUCCUUGGAGUCGGUCAGUAUCACUUCCGCUAGUCGCAAUUUCAAAAUGGCCAUCCGAGCUAAUCCGAAAUGCCUGAAGUUUUAUGAAGAGUUGGAUGAUGCAGAUUUAAUUCAUACCAAGACUCAUGAGUAA